AAAAUCCCUCUUGGGAUCAUAUGUGCCAUUCUCUUUAGUCUUUUAUGCUUUUAUCUGGUUUCCUUUAGGAGGCAUGAGCUGAGGAGUGUUAUAGCUGAUGGUGUAUCACAAAUAAAGGGUAUAAGGUGGAUAUCUUACUAUGAGCUUCUCCGGGCAACUAAUAACUUCAACAACUCAAACUUACUUGGAAUUGGUAGUUUUGGCUCUGUAUACAAAGGAAUCGUAUCAGAUGGUUCACUGGCGGCAAUCAAAGUUAUGAAUUUGCAAAGAGAAGGUUCCACGAAGAGUUUUCACACAGAAUGAAAAGUGAUGCAAGAGAUACGCCACCGAAACCUGGUAAAGAUUAUUUCAGUAUGUUCCAAUUUGGACUUCAAAGCUCUGGUUUUACAAUUUAUGGUCAAUGGCGAUUUAGAGAGUUGGUUGCACAAUGAAGAUGAGGCCCAUUGUCGACUGAAUCUUCUCCAAAGAUUGGACAUAUUGAUCGAUGUAGCACAUGCCUUGGAAUAUCCCCAUCACGAUUAUUUAGUGAGUAUUGUUCAUUGUGAUUUGAAACCUAGUAAUGUCCUCCUAGAUGAAGAUAUGACUGCACAUGUUGGAGAUUUCAGAAUCGCAAGGCUGAUUGGGGAACAAAACUUUUCCGGCCAAACAAGCACCAUUGGGACAAUUGGAUACAUAGCUCCAGAAUAUGGAACAGGGGGCAGUGUAACAACCAGUGGAGAUGUCUAUAGCUUUGGAGUAAUAUUAUUUGAGAUUUUUACAAGGAAGAGGCCCACUGAUUCCAUGUUUUCCAAUGGUUUAAGCUUUACCAAAAAUGGGUAGAACAAGAAUACCCGGAUGGAAUGCUACAAGUUGUGGAUGUGGAUCUUUUGAUGGAAAAUGAUAAUCACAACAAUCAUAGCAAAUCAAGACAACAAUAUUCAAGUUUAAUGCUGAAAUGCUUGUCAUCAGUUAUGGAUGUGGGUUUGUUAUGCACAAAGGCAUGACCAAAUGAGCGGAUCAACAUGAGGGCUGCAGUCUUAAAAUUGGAAGACACAAGAUCAAGCUACAUCGCGAUUUUGAGUGCCUGAUUUUUUACACUCAUUUCAUAUUAUUCUCUUUUCUUCUUUUGUACUUCAGUGUUUUGGUUUUUGUUUUUAGUUCUUUUUUUUUUCUUUUUUUUUGUGAAAUUACAGUAAUUUGUGAAGCAGAAGCUUUUUCCAAAUUGUGAGUUGGUCAUCUGAACAAAAGUUGAAAAGCUUUGAUAAUGGAAAUCAAGAAACAAAUCUUUU
Amborella trichopoda is the source of this 1268-nucleotide messenger RNA. The record is from RefSeq and is a predicted model, not a curated record. NCBI's taxonomy places the organism in Eukaryota, Viridiplantae, Streptophyta, Magnoliopsida, Amborellales, Amborellaceae.